ACAGUACUCGGCUUGCGGCCCGCAGAUACAGUAACACCGCUUCGAUGAUGGACGACUACGUGCUCAUGUCGGCGCCGUCGACCGUCGACGACCUCCGCGAAAACCUCGCGCGCCUCGAGCAGCGCUGGAAGACCAUGCGCCAGCGGCCGCGCGACCGCCCUGUCUCGACAUCGCCGUCGCUCCAGCCUCCGUCGCCGCUCCUGCGCGCCUACUCGGACACGCACGUCGACUCGAACGAGUACGCGACGCCGCCACCGCAGAAGGCCGCGCCCGUAACGCCCCACCGCGCGUCCGCGCCCGACGUGACGAGCCCGCCGCAGCUUUUCUCGCCGACGGCCGCGACCAAGAAGGCCAAGUACCUCGACAUGUCGUCGCCGGAGCGCACCUCGUCGCGCAUCCCGUCACCACUCAUUCCUCGCCAUAGCAACGCUGCGGGGCGCAUGUCGCCCAAUGUCGAGCCUCGCCGCAUUGCAGCGCUGACACAGGAAAACGUCUCGCGGCUGCCACGCGCGCCGCUCCAUGCCCUCGACCGCGACCAGAGCUCGAUCUGCAGCUCGUCGCACUCGCGCACGUCGCGCGGCUCGAAAUAUUCCGUGAAAACCGAUGGCGGCGCGGUCUUCUCGCGCUUGUACCAGCCCAACCACCUCCAGGACCGCGAUCUCCGCAUGACGCUGCACAAGGAGCGCCAGCGCAACAUGAACUGCCCGUUCAAGCCGCGCACGAACGUCAAGCACACGGGCAUUCCGCAGCCGUACUAUCCCGCGUCGUCGAAAGAGUCGGUCGGCAGCAACGGCAGCGCGGCCAGCGCCCAGACCGACAUCACACAAGGCCUCUCCGCCUCGAGCCGGCUGUACGACCCCGACUACAUCAAGAAGCGCCAUGCCAAGCUCGAGAAGCUCAAGCUCGAGCGCGAGCUGCGGCACUGCACGUUUGUGCCCCGCACCAACCGCAUCACCAACGACCGGCUCCUCACCAAGCCAUCGCCUACCACGUCGGCCGCGUCGUCGCCGCGGAAGGCGUCCGGCAUCCGCAAGGCAUGAGCAGCGUCUGUCUUUGGUCGUGCUCAUGUAUUAUAUAUAUUAACCACUGAUA
Messenger RNA from Saprolegnia parasitica CBS 223.65, 1092 nucleotides. RefSeq lists its product as hypothetical. The coding region runs from base 45 to 1040 and encodes 331 amino acids. The record is from RefSeq and is a predicted model, not a curated record. The transcript has a single exon. Lineage: Eukaryota; Oomycota; Saprolegniomycetes; Saprolegniales; Saprolegniaceae.